AUGGGUUACGCCCUCUCUGGAUGUCCAACGUUGGUGUUGAUGCUUCUGAAGAUAAAGUUAGAAGAAUUGUGGAUCAUCAAUAAGAAAUGUCUUUUGCAAAGUCGAUUUGUCUUCGGACGUUGCACUCGUCUAAUACUACCGAUAGAUGGCCUUUUAAUCUCCACUCUUUUGCAGAAACGAUCAUCUCCACCAUCACCUUGGAUGCCGGCAUGUCCUACUGUACGCAGGAGAGGUCUCUUUGUCCGCGACGGGUGCACCAGCCUUAACCUUAUGUCCAAACGCAUUGACUGCCUCGCUCCACACCUGAUAUCUGCAGCAUUCGAGGGAGCAGAGAGGUGGAUAGCGUGGGUGGAUGUGCCGACUGAUGCGGGGAUUGGUGAUUGA
Messenger RNA from Hydatigera taeniaeformis, 384 nucleotides. Lineage: Eukaryota; Metazoa; Platyhelminthes; Cestoda; Cyclophyllidea; Taeniidae. The record is from the annotation of a GenBank genome assembly.